AUGUCCGCUUCUACUUUCACUUCUCUCAAUUCCAGUCCUACUUUUGCGACAACCCUUCCGACCGCCAUGUCGGCAGCGGUACAAACGACCAUUUUGAGCGCAACAUUAGUGGUAAACUUUCUUGGCAACAUCUGUGUCUGCCUGGCUGUUUAUCAUGUGCGAUCUCUCCGUCAAAAACCGAACAGUUCUGUCCUUGUUAGUUUAGCAGUGUCCGACUUCUCUCUGUUAUCAUUUCUCGUGUUUCGUUUGAUAUGGCUGUACGAACAUGAAGCCGCGUGUAAAGUGAGUGAGUACUUUUUGGGGAUGUUAACCAUAUCAUUGUAUGUCAGUAUUACUCACAUCUGUCUCCUCAGCUGCGAUCGCUACGCGGCGAUAUUGUAUCCCUUGAGGUACUCAGCCAUCGUCACCAAAAAGCGCGUCAGCCGUGCGUUGUUUGCAGCUUGGUUUGCCCCGGUGUUAUCUAUUACGGUCUCAAAUUGGACUCAUGGCAAUUCCAGUCGUUCUGACUACUGGAGAAGCAUUAUUGGCUGUUCGCAGAAUUUUGAUAAGCCUUCCUUGGAACAUACCUGUCAUAUUGCGUUCAAUAUUACCUUCUUCGUUGGUAUCCCUUUUGCAGUGAUUUUAUUCGUGUACGGUCGUCUGGCUAAGAUCUCGUGGUCUCAGAACAACAGAGUCGAACCCGGUGAAAACCUGAAUCUCGAAGCAGCUGAAAUGAAGAGAAAAAAGAAAAAAGAAAUGAAGUGGAUGCGAACCAUAGGUAAGAUGCUCGAAGCGCUUUAUAAUCUGCGUAAGUUGUGGCCAGUUGAUCUGAGGGGACUGCGUCUAGAUAACACAUUCAAGCAAAAUUGUUUUUAGCAUAAGAUUCAAGUAUAACAGUUAUUAGUACCACACAUAUAGACCUCGUGCCAAAAGUACACACUGUUUCAGGUUUCCAGUCGAGAAAACACCUCAUUUAAGACGCUUAAUAGUGAACCUACAUUUCUCGUUUAAGACUAAAAACCUUGGAAACCAUGCUCUGCGCUAGGUCCGCUAUGGGAGUGAAACGUGCGUGAGGGAUGGCUUGCAAAAAAAUAACGCUUGUCCAUUUUUUCGACUAAAGUGGCGCGAAAAUGCCCUGAGUCGAGGAGGAAGCGCUGAUGCUAAAGCAACCAUCGGCGAAGAUACACCCCUAAACAAAUGCCUUUCACGUCGCACGUGUCUCUUCACGUGCACCCGCCUUGCCAUUGCCUCAUGAGCCCAAGUUUUGCGUGAUGCCUGUUUCAUGUCUGGGAGGUUGAAGUAUCUAACAACAUAUUAAGUCCGGGCUCAGCUUUGUCACUCACAGGGAGGGGCUCUUUUUCUGCUCACCCAAGAGUUUCCCUCGACUUCGAGGGAUAUGAAAAAUACAAUAACGCCGUUUGAUUUGUUUCAUUUUUUUUCAGCGAUGGUAGUUGGUGCAUUUGCAUUCUGCUAUCUCCCGGGAUUCAUUUGUUUGCUAAUCACAGCAACAAUUGGUCCCAGUCGAGUUCCCAACGCAGUUAUGUCGGCCGUUGUUGUGGUGGUUGUCAUCAACAGCGCUCUGAACCCGAUUAUCUACAUGAUCAGAUCCAACGAAUUUCAACGUGGUUUCAAGAGAAUUUUCCAAUUUCCCUCGCUCACACGCAACACUACUCUCAACACAAUCUCCAUUCACGCUGGUGGGAACCGACGAGAUCUAUCAACGCUUGUGGUACACGAUGACCCGCCAUCUUUCCUAGGUUUUCAAUGGAAUCAUGCAACUUUUACCAAGACUCGAAGACCAGUACUACCGUAG
Messenger RNA from Pocillopora meandrina, 1792 nucleotides. The record is from the annotation of a GenBank genome assembly. NCBI's taxonomy places the organism in Eukaryota, Metazoa, Cnidaria, Anthozoa, Scleractinia, Pocilloporidae.